AUGGCCAGGGCAACCUCCUCUGUGGGGACCUCUCUCAUCUGCUUGUUGUCUCUACUCCUCUUCCUCCACAGGUGCCCGAGCUGUGGGGCUCUGGAGAGGGAGAGGACGCUGGCGAUGAUCAAGCCAGACGGUUUGUCUGGUAAUUACUCGCAGAAAAUCAAGGAGGUCAUCCUGCAGUCUGGAUUUGAUAUUGUUCAAGAGGCAGUUGUUCGACUAGAUGCAGAGAGGGCAUCUGUCUUCUACGCUGAGCAUUCUGAGAGAAGCUUCUUCGAAAGCCUAGUGAAGUAUAUGACGAGCGGCCCAGUUCUUGCUAUGGUUCUGGAAAGGCCUGAUGCCAUCUCACACUGGCGAACUUUGAUAGGGCCAACUGAUGCAAGAAAGGCUAAAACUUCACACCCUAACAGCAUUAGAGCAAUGUGUGGGUUGGACUCUGAGAAAAAUUGUGUUCAUGGUUCAGAUUCACCGCAAUCUGCGGCUAGGGAAAUUUCAUUUUUCUUCGGUGAUGUUAAAUCUGUAACCGUGGAACAUGAUGAGCUGUAG
This is a messenger RNA of Brachypodium distachyon (stiff brome), 540 nucleotides long. It is a transcript of the gene NDPK5, whose product is annotated as nucleoside diphosphate kinase-like. Gene Ontology annotation, molecular function: nucleoside diphosphate kinase activity. The transcript has 5 exons. NCBI's taxonomy places the organism in Eukaryota, Viridiplantae, Streptophyta, Magnoliopsida, Poales, Poaceae. Gene Ontology annotation, biological process: UTP biosynthetic process; GTP biosynthetic process; CTP biosynthetic process. The record is from RefSeq and is marked provisional. The coding region runs from base 1 to 540 and encodes 179 amino acids.